UGCAUUCUAGGGCUUGAUGUGAGAUGCCAGCCCUGCCCUGAGAUGCUCAGAGUUAGUGAGGAAGAGAAACAGGGAACGUGGCUGCCGUUAGAGGGCUGGGGCUGGGGGUGCAGGAGGCCCCAGCUCUGAAGGUUCCAACUUCCUGUCCUAUUCUAGUCUCCUCCCAGGAGGCCGAGAUGAAUUGCCUGCCUGCCCUGGGCUCUUUAUUUUAAUCUCAGUAGGGUUCUGGGAGCGCCCACCCACCUCCACAAAGCUCCUGGGCCCCUCCUCCCUUCAAGGAUUGCGAAGAACUGGUCGCAAAUCCUCCUAAGCCACCAGCAUCUCCAUCUUCAGCUCACACCAGCCCUGAGCGCCAGCCUGCGGCCAGGGGACCACGCACGUCCCACCCACCCAGCGACUCCGCAGCCGCUGCCCACUCUUCCUCACCCAUGGGGAACAGCAAAAGUGGGGCCCUGUCCAAGGAGAUCCUGGAGGAGCUGCAGCUGAACACCAAGUUCUCAGAGGAGGAGCUGUCCUCCUGGUACCAGUCCUUCCUGAAGGACUGCCCCAGCGGCCGCAUCACCCAGCAGCAGUUCCAGAGCAUCUACGCCAAGUUCUUCCCUGACACCGACCCCAAGGCCUACGCCCAGCAUGUGUUCCGCAGCUUCGAUUCCAACCUCGACGGCACCCUGGACUUCAAGGAGUACGUCAUCGCCCUGCAUAUGACCACCGCGGGCAAGACCAACCAGAAGCUGGAGUGGGCCUUCUCCCUCUACGACGUGGACGGUAACGGGACCAUCAGCAAGAAUGAAGUGCUGGAGAUCGUCAUGGCUAUUUUCAAAAUGAUCACUCCCGAGGACGUGAAGCUCCUUCCAGAGGAUGAGAACACGCCGGAAAAGCGAGCUGAGAAGAUCUGGAAGUACUUCGGAAAGAGUGAUGAUGAUAAACUUACGGAGAAAGAAUUCAUCGAGGGGACCCUGGCCAAUAAGGAAAUUCUGCGACUGAUCCAGUUUGAGCCUCAAAAAGUGAAGGAAAAGAUAAAGAAUGCCUGAUGCCAACUGUUCAGUUGUCCUCCCUCCACCCACCACUCACACGACACCCGUGAGCACGUGUGCACGCACACACAUGCACACACCCACCCCAGGGCCAAGAGAAAGGCCUGCACACAAGCCCACAGCACAGCUCCCUGCCAAACUGAAGCAUCUGUAGUGACCCACUGGUUCCUUCUUCCUGGAUCUUCAGCGUCCCUCCCAUCAUCCCCGGUCCCACCCCUCCCUCUGCCCACCAGCCCAUGGGCCUGUGCUAAUCCCAGGAUUAGGCCAUAGGAGUCCUAAGUGUCACCCCGCUGUAAGCUCCUUUGUGGAGUGCUGGGUAAGCAGUUUCCAAUAAAUGUAAGCUGAGCUGGG
Molecule: messenger RNA, 1385 nt
Organism: Mandrillus leucophaeus (drill)
Lineage: Eukaryota; Metazoa; Chordata; Mammalia; Primates; Cercopithecidae
Gene: RCVRN
Product: recoverin
Exons: 3
Coding region: 429-1031 (200 amino acids)
Molecular function (GO): calcium ion binding
Source: RefSeq, a predicted model, not a curated record